Prorocentrum cordatum is the source of this 1245-nucleotide messenger RNA. Lineage: Eukaryota; Dinophyceae; Prorocentrales; Prorocentraceae. The record is from the annotation of a GenBank genome assembly.
AUGACCCGCGAGUCCUUCAACGGCACCGUGACCUUCUGGGAGUCGACGACGGGCGCAAAGUUCCAUUUGAGCGAGCGCUGGGCGGGAGACCAUACCCGCGGCGAUAAGACGAGGAAGAGGAUCGAGGAGAGGUGGAAAUCCCGACCGGCAAGGUACGACCUUCUCACUCCAGAAGGCAAGAAGGCGUGGAAAAAGGACACCGCCAAGCGCCAAGGGAUGAACCGGCACGAGCUCCUGAAGAGCAUGACCGACCUGACGAGCUUGCCCAUCUCGCCUUGGAAGCAGCUGUACGAUUCCGAGUCGUUGGUGGUUGUGCCGUACGAGUCCAUAGAGAUCGUCUUCAAUGGCAGCCAAGUCUGGGGCAAUCUCGGCAACCACCACCCUGCUUGCAUCUACUACGACAUGGAGGACGACUCCAGGAGCUGGCUGCCCCUCAUCUCUGGCGACGGCGAGAAAGAGCUGCAGGUCGGCAAGGCGGUGGCGAUACCAGUGGGCCCCCCGAUGUCCAAGCACACUUGCCAGGAGCUCGAAGACAGCAUCGAGAUGGAGAUCGAGGAGAGCGUCCGCAUGAUCCGCAUGCGGCAGGGGAAGGACAGCAGCUUCACGGGGAACCGGAAAUCUGCGGACGCUGGGACGAUGAGCGAGGAAGCCGACCUCUUGCAAGAUUGCUUGGAAAAGUACGUGGAGUUGCUCGAGGCCGAGAUGAAGCUGGAAGCGGACUGGUGCUACGACGACGGGGAUCGCUUGCGGAAGCCCUGGGGCCCUACGUCCCCGCUGAACACGCAGACGUACAUGCAGCAGUGCCGAGUCGAGUGGAGCAAGUAUUGGAAGAAGAAGGAUGCGCUCAAGAAGGCCAGGUCGUACCUGCCCGUGAAGGACAAUCACGUUUUGAGCGGCAUCCCAUUCCACAUAUCGAGCACAGACCUCAAGGUGAUCCGAAAGGAUCUGAUGGAGUGCAGGGCUUUGCAGGAGUACUUCUCGCUUGACAUGGAGGAGGCCCCUUUUUUCACUGUGGUGAAGGUCUUUCCAAUGCCCAGCAGCGUUCUUUCCGUGUGGAUUUUCUUCGGCGCAGAGGUUCCGAUGUCAAAGGAACGGGUGUUAGAGUUGGCGACCGCCAAGGUGAAGAAGAUAUUGGAUAAAGACCCCGACGCAUCCUCGGAGUCAGAGGAAGACGAGAAGGCGAGAAGGGAGAGGAAAAGGAAGAGGAAGAAGGGUGCGUGGGCCAAAGAUGAAAUCAAGGGCUGA